AAGCUAGAUAAGGAUUAUAUGCUUUGAUUGAUAAAUGAUUUUUCCCGAUUUUAAAGGCGAAACCGACUCAUCUUACAUAAAAUGUUAAAAUUAAGCCCAUAGAAUAUAUUUAAGCGAAACUUAAAAUUUCAAACCUAACAAAAUAAAGAAAAAACAAGUAGCGGCAAUAGUAUUUCCGUAACCCGCCACCACCACCACCACAGUGCCGUCGUCUCUAAGGGUACACAUAUCCAUUAUAAACAGCCCUCAAAAUACAGGUUGUGACGUCGAAUGGGAAAGAAAAGAACAGACGAGGGCGGAGAAAAGAGUAAACACUACGGUAAAGAAGGAAAGAAAGAAAAGUUACCAGUAUCAGUAAUGCUUGCCAACAUGGAUCAAAAGCCCUAUAAAGCAAAGAAAGUAACGAAACCCAAACCACCUACGAAUUCCCAAUCCUAUGCAGACAUUGAUCUUCCGCCUUCAGAUGAUGAUGAUGUGGUGGAAUAUCUCUUUGAAGAUCAGAAAGCGGGCAUCAGUAGAAAAGAGAGGGCUAAUGAUAGAAGAAAUCUUGAGAUAACUGUAGCCGAUAGGGAGUUUAAAAAACGAGAAAAAAGAGUUACGAUGGAUGAUACUGCUCACGCAGAGGAAAAGGCCAAGCGUAAGGAUUUAGAAGAUCCGUUUACGAUUCUGAUUGGUAGUCGGGCCGCCGCUCAAGGUCAAGAUGAUGCUCAGGCAAGUGUAAAAGACAUAACGGUGGAAAAUUUUUCAGUUUCGGCAAGUGGUAAAGAGCUGUUAAAGAAUGUAUCGAUUAAGAUCUCACAUGGAAAGAGGUAUGGUCUGGUGGGACCCAACGGGACGGGAAAGUCAACGCUGUUAAAGCUUCUUGCUGAGAGGAAGAUUCCGGUGCCCAAAAACAUAGAUGUUCUAUUAGUGGAACAAGAAAUAGCCGAUGAUGACAGAACUGCCCUUGAAGCUGUUGUUUCAGCAAAUGUAGAGCUGGUCAACCUAAGACGACAGGUUGCAACAAUACUAAAGUCCCCCGAGGGCGAAAAUGGAAAUAGAGUUGAAGAAGUUGCUGAAUUAUAUGAAAAGCUGCAGGUUAUGGGCUCAGAUGCAGCUGAAGCCCAGGCUUCUAAGAUUCUUGCUGGUUUGGGCUUUACAAAAGCUAUGCAAACCCGUGCGACCCGAUCACUGUCAGGCGGGUGGAGGAUGAGGAUUUCAUUGGCCCGGGCCCUUUUUGUGCAACCGACACUGUUGUUACUAGACGAACCGACCAAUCAUCUUGACCUUAGAGCUGUUCUUUGGUUAGAGGAAUACUUAUGCGGAUGGAAGAAAACUCUCGUGGUUGUUUCACAUGAUCGAGAUUUUUUAAAUACUGUCUGCACCGACAUAAUUCAUCUGCACGACUUAAAACUUCACAUGUAUCGUGGAAACUUUGAUGAUUUUGAAAGCGGGUAUGAGCAACGUCGCAAAGAAGUGAAUAAAAAGUUUGAAACUUAUGACAAACAAGUAAAGGCUGCAAAACGGGCUGGGAGCCAGAAACAACAAGCGAAAGUCAAAGAAAAAGCAAAUUUUGCAGUCAAAGAAGCGAGGAAAAAGUCAAAGGGGAAAGGCGAUGAAGAGGAAGAGAUUCCGGAGGCCCCACAGAGAUGGAGAGAUUAUACGGUGGAAUUUCAUUUUCCCGAGCCUACUGAGUUAACGCCACCAUUGUUACAGCUUAUUGACGUGGGGUUUAGUUAUCCAGAAAGAGAUGACUUCAGGCUAUCUGACGUAGAUGUCGGGAUUGAUAUGGGUACGCGUGUCGCUAUUGUGGGACCCAACGGGGCUGGAAAGUCGACACUAUUAAAUCUUCUUGCUGGUGACUUAAACCCGACAGAGGGUGAAGUAAGAAGGAGCCAAAAGUUGAGAAUUGGGAGAUAUUCACAACAUUUUGUUGACCUUUUGACCAUGAGUGAAACACCCGUUGCGUAUCUUCUCCGCUUGCAUCCAGAUCAAGAGGGUUGCAGUAAACAAGAAGCGGUUCGGGCUAAACUUGGUAAAUUCGGGCUCCCAAGCCAUAGUCAUUUGACCCCGAUUGAUAAAUUAUCCGGUGGACAAAAAGCGCGUGUAGUUUUAACUUCAAUUUCCAUGUCAAAACCACAUAUUUUGCUACUGGAUGAACCCACGAAUCAUUUGGAUAUGCAGAGCAUUGAAGCACUUGCUGAUGCACUUAAUAAGUUUACGGGUGGUGUUGUUCUUGUUAGUCAUGAUGCCAGACUUCUUUCACGUGUUUGUGACGAUGAAGAAACAAGACAAAUUUGGGUUGUGGAUAACGCUAGUGUGGAGGAGUUUGAUGGCGGUUUUGAAGACUACAAGGAGGAGCUACUAAAGUUAAUCAGAGCUGAGCGGCAUGCAUCAGCUUUACAUAACUGAUUUCACACUGUUUAGUAAGAUUUUUCUGACUCCUUUCCAGUUUUGACUAAUUAAGUUUACGCUCUUUUGCAAGAUUAUAAUGUGUGUUGACUGUUGAUAGUCGAUCUUC
Messenger RNA from Helianthus annuus (common sunflower), 2500 nucleotides. Its product is annotated as ABC transporter F family member 4. Bases 271 to 2391 code for a protein of 706 amino acids. The record is from RefSeq and is a predicted model, not a curated record. Gene Ontology annotation, molecular function: ATP binding; ATP hydrolysis activity. The transcript has 2 exons. Lineage: Eukaryota; Viridiplantae; Streptophyta; Magnoliopsida; Asterales; Asteraceae.